Messenger RNA from Pararge aegeria (speckled wood butterfly), 2832 nucleotides. It is a transcript of the gene Apn2, whose product is annotated as aminopeptidase N-like. The coding region runs from base 1 to 2832 and encodes 943 amino acids. The transcript is spliced from 15 exons. The record is from RefSeq and is a predicted model, not a curated record. Lineage: Eukaryota; Metazoa; Arthropoda; Insecta; Lepidoptera; Nymphalidae. Gene Ontology annotation, cellular component: cytoplasm. Gene Ontology annotation, molecular function: zinc ion binding; peptide binding; metalloaminopeptidase activity. Gene Ontology annotation, biological process: peptide catabolic process; proteolysis.
AUGUUUACCCUGGUACUUCUCUCCCUGUUGGGGACCGGUCUUGCAUACAACGUGCCUCCCAGCGCUAAAUAUGCCACAAAUAUACCUGAUGAAGCUUACGUGCUCCCAGGGACCUCCUACCCGACGUUCUACGACGUGCGACUUUUCCUAGACCCCGGAAACCAUGACUUUUUCACGGGAGAUGUCACUAUUAGGUUAUUCCCAACAGUGAACACGAGUACGAUUGUAUUACACGCUAUGGCAAUGAAUAUAACCAAGAUAGGUCUUUAUGAUGCUUUGGAUGAAAACGUUGAUAUCCUGGAGAGUAGUAAUAUUGCCACCGAUGAUACUCACUUCCUGACAGUUAGAUCUAAGGUCGAGUUGAACAUAAUGCGACCCUAUCAUCUGAAGAUAGAGUAUAUAGGGUCAUACGCGACAAAUAUGUUUGGUAUAUAUGUGUCGACUUAUGAACGCCCUAAUAUUGGGACAGUUAACCUUAUAACAUCCCAACUGCAGCCGACUUUCGCUCGGCGCGCGUUCCCUUGCUACGAUGAGCCGCGAUAUAAGGCUGUGUUCAGGACAACCAUCUACGCACCUCCUAAAUACACAACUGUGAGGACAAACAUGCCUUUAAGGACCGAUCUGUUGAAGCCAGAAGUACCGAAUGUUUCUAAAUACGAGUUUCAAGACACCGUCAUACAGUCCACCUAUCUCUUGGCCUACCUGGUUUCCGACUUCGACUUCGUCACCAACGAACCCCUUGAAGCAACAAGCAUCUUCCCUAAGCCCUUCAGGGUGUACUCCAGACCAGAAACACGGAACACCGCGGCAUUUGCAUUGGAUUAUGGACAAAGGAAUAUGAUCGCUCUGCAAAAUUACACUAAGUUCGACUAUGCCCUGCCCAAGUUCGACAAAGCUGCUGUACCAGAUUUCGCUGCAGGCGCUAUGGAGAAUUGGGGUCUCGUUAUUUACAGAGAAGUUGCCCUACUAGUUCAAGAUGGAGUCACAACGACAGCCACAAAACAGAACGUCGGCCGUAUCAUUUGCCACGAGAAUCUCCACAUGUGGUUCGGCAACGAAGUCAGCCCCGUAUCCUGGACCUACACCUGGCUGAACGAGGGCUUCGCCAACUUCUUUGAGAACUACGGCACUGAUCUGGUCCUCCCACAAUGGCGUAUGAUGGAUCAGUACGUUCUCCUUCUUCAAAACGUCCUGCAGAACGAUGCUGUCCUGACUAUCAACCCUAUGACGCACCCAGUGUUCACCCCCUCUCAAAUCAUCAGUACCUUUAACGCUGUCGCUUACCAAAAAUCCGGCUCCGUUAUCCGCAUGAUGCAACACUUCCUCACGCCUGAGGUGUUCCAGCAAGGCCUCGUCUACUAUUUAGUGAAUAACACACGCAGAGCAGUUGUGCCAGCUGAACUGUACGUUCAUUUGCAAGCAGCACUCGACGAAUCCAACCACAGUAUACCCAGACCUCUUGCCGUAAUCAUGGAGACUUGGACUACUCGGGGAGGUUUUCCCGUUCUUACUGUCAGAAGGUCGGCUCCUACUGCCCAGUCUAUAUCCAUUUCACAGCAACGUUACCUCACCGACCCGACUCUGUCGUCACCAACAACCUGGCACGUACCAAUCAACUGGGUAUUGUCAACCAACCCUGACUUCAGUGAUACCAAGCCUCAAACCUGGCUGCAACCUACUGGACCAGCUCUAGCCGUCGACAUUCCUGGGCUCUCAGACGCUGAAUGGUUCAUUGUAAACAAGCAACAAGCUAGUUACUAUCGAGUAAACUACGAUGAUCAGAACUGGCGUGCUCUAGCCCGUGUUUUAUCCACGUCUCACAGCAUUAUUCACUUGCUUAACCGUGCUCAAAUUGUCGACGACGUUUUCAACAUGGCCAGAAAUGGAAGAACGAGUUAUUCGAAUGCCUUCGAAGUGUCCCGCUAUUUGAUCAACGAGACUGAUUACAUCGCGUGGGGUUCAGCCAACAACGCAUUUAACUAUCUCGACACAGUGCUCAGUGGAUCUCCAGCGUAUGCAGUAUUCCAGGCAUACAUCCUUCAUAUCACCGGUCCGUCUUAUGAAAGACUAGGAUUCAUUGCUAAAGAAACGGAAGAGCACGUCACGCCCUUCCACAGGAAUAUCAUCCUAAACCUCAACUGCCGUCUUGGCAACGAGCAAUGUGUGAACCAAUCACAGGCGCUGUUGGAACAGUUUAGGAAUAAUCCGAGCAAUAGUAUUAAUCCGGAUAUUCAAACGACGGUAUUCUGCUCCGGCCUGCGGGGAGGCGAUGCUGCAAACUUCAACUUCCUGUGGGAAAGGUAUAUCGCCAGCCAGGACUCUAGUGAGCAGGCCAUUCUGCUGAACUCACUUGGAUGCACUUCCAAUGAAACUUUAAGAAACUUCUACCUUGGACAAAUUAUAGAUGAGAACUCGAGUGUGCGAGAGCAGGACAGGCACACUGUCCUCGUCUCCACCAUCAACGCGAGCCCGGCAAACAUGGAGGCAGCCUUAGAAUUUGUCGUCAAAAACUUCGCUGCGAUACAACCGAGAGUGCAAGGGCUGACUGGUACAACAAACAUCCUCAACGCGUUGGCUAGAAGAUUGACCACAAGGGCCCAUCUGAAAAAGAUCGAAACUUUCGCGACCCAAUACGACAGCAUCUUCACAGCUGGCGAGAGGGCAUCCAUCAAUGACAUUAAGGAAAACAUCGGAGCCUCUAUUGUUUGGUCAACGAGCAAUUACGAGGUAGUACACAGUUGGUUGAGGGUCAACUACGGAAGUAGCGCCAGUAUCUUGACGUCAGGAUUCCUAAUCAUCAUUUCCAUCUUUGUCACAUUGUACAACCACUGA